Molecule: messenger RNA, 1476 nt
Organism: Entelurus aequoreus (snake pipefish)
Lineage: Eukaryota; Metazoa; Chordata; Actinopteri; Syngnathiformes; Syngnathidae
Gene: bri3
Product: brain protein I3
Exons: 3
Coding region: 411-800 (129 amino acids)
Source: RefSeq, a predicted model, not a curated record
AUGAUUGUUCUCUUGUGACAACCCACGGAGGAAAAGCCUUCAGUGAGUUUGAGUGACAAUGUGCUGAUUUUUCUUCUGCUGUGAGGGACCAAGUACUAAGAGAAGCGACAUGGAAUUAAGUUAAAUCAAGGAACAUUCCUGCCGCUACGUGGACGUUUGGCCUUUUUUUGUUGUUAUUAUUUACGCGUCGCGGCGGACGAAAGUUGGCGCAUGGAGAGAAACGAACUUUCAUUUUUGGCGCAGCGUCUUUUCUUUGUUUCGUUUUGUACGUCGCCACCGUUUGUGUACUAGCCUCGUCGUGUUUCGCUGACGACGAAGUGAAAGUAGUGUCGGACCCACCUUGAGGUUACUUCCUUUGAAGUUGGACAAGCAAAAAGCGGGUAACCUGAGGACGCAGUACGGCGGCUGACAUGGUGGACAGCAAGCCCAUUCUCCAGGACAGACCUCCCGCCUACCACGCCGUCCCCGGGGCUUACGAGUAUGGCCCGCCGCAGCACGGCUACGGGGCUAUCCCGACUCCGGCCCCGCCGCCAUACCAGUACCCAGACGGCGGCCAAGGGUAUCCCGUUGCCCAACCGGGUAUGGCUGUAUCCCAGCAGCCCUACGCCGCGACCUACACUGUGAUCCAGCCCUCUGUGGUGGUGGUAGGAGGCUGCCCCGCCUGCAGAGUCGGCGUCCUGGAGGACGACUUCACCUGCCUGGGGAUCCUCUGCGCCAUCUUCUGCUUCCCGCUGGGCAUCCUCUUCUGCUUCGCCCUGCGUCAGAGGCGCUGUCCCAACUGCGGCGCCACCUUCGGAUAGAAGCACGAAACGCGCCUCAGAGCACAAACAAUCCAGUAUUUUUACUGUCUUUACUAUUUUUUUUUCUUUCCAUGUUACCUUACCUGCUCGCUUUAACGUCCCACGCAGAAAUAUAUAUAGAUGGUAUUAUUUUUUGAGAGGCAGUGAAACUGUCAAUCAUGAGCUCUUCUGAUCAGAAGCGGGAGUAUCUGUGGCACUUUGUGAGGCAUGUGGAUGAUUGUGCAAAGAAAGAUGGAUGCCUGCAGCUGUAUUUAUUCCUGUAUUCAUCUCGGGGGGGCCAUAUUUGCACUGAUUAUUCUAAUUGUUUUGCUUCUCCCAGGUCAAACCUCAGGUACUUUCACCUCCAUCACUGUUUGACGUCUCCCAAGAGUACACAAAAAAAAUGGCUGGAUUUAUUAUUUUUUUGGUUACAGGCCCUUGCCCAUUUUGUAUUGUUAAUAAACAAGACAAUCAAAACAUGUCUUCCAUCCCCUGCAAAGAUGUCCGACAAAUAACGUCCUGUCACCGGAGAGAACAUUUUUGCUUUAAGAAGCACUUGGCAUGCACACUUUUUAUAUACCAGUUUAUGUUACCACAAAUAUUAUACUACCCAAGUUUUGGCGCGCAUUUAUAGACGCUCCCUUGAUUGACUUCCUUUUUGUAUUCAAUUCUGUUAUUAAAACAUUAUACUACCUAA